Messenger RNA from Camelus dromedarius (Arabian camel), 2596 nucleotides. RefSeq names its product RAB29, member RAS oncogene family (gene RAB29). The transcript is spliced from 6 exons. Gene Ontology annotation, molecular function: GTPase activity; GTP binding. The coding region runs from base 195 to 806 and encodes 203 amino acids. The record is from RefSeq and is a predicted model, not a curated record. Gene Ontology annotation, biological process: phagosome-lysosome fusion; endosome to lysosome transport. Gene Ontology annotation, cellular component: lysosome; late endosome; phagocytic vesicle. Lineage: Eukaryota; Metazoa; Chordata; Mammalia; Artiodactyla; Camelidae.
CUGCACGUGACGCACGCGGAGGAAGGCGAGAGGGAGCGCGCCGCCUGGGGUGGUAACUGGGUCCAGCUACUCAAGUCCCAGCGGGCGGUGGGCAGGAAUGCCGAACUUCAGUUUGAACGAGGUCUGGAGCCAAAGGGGUUAAAAUAAGCGACUCCCCCACUUCCCGCCUCCCUAAAACGUCUGUCCCGCUAGCCAUGGGCAGCCGCGAUCACCUGUUCAAAGUGCUGGUGGUGGGGGACGCCGCAGUGGGCAAGACGUCGCUGGUGCAGCGAUAUUCCCAGGACAGCUUCAGCAAACACUACAAGUCCACGGUGGGAGUGGAUUUUGCCCUGAAGGUUCUCCAGUGGUCUGACUCGGAGAUGGUGCGGCUCCAGCUGUGGGAUAUUGCAGGGCAGGAACGCUUCACCUCUAUGACACGACUUUACUAUCGGGACGCCUCUGCCUGUGUUAUUAUGUUUGAUGUUACCAACGCCACUACCUUCAGCAACAGCCAGAGAUGGAAACAGGACCUGGACAGCAAGCUCACGCUGCCUAAUGGAGAGCCCGUGCCCUGCCUGCUCUUGGCCAACAAGUGCGAUCUGUCCCCUUGGGCUGUGAGCAGAGACCAGGUUGACCGGUUCAGUAGAGAAAAUGGUUUCACAGGCUGGACAGAAACAUCAGUCAAGGAGAACAAAAACAUUAAUGAGGCCAUGAGAGUCCUCAUUGAAAAGAUGAUGAGCAAUUCCAGAGAAGAUAUGUCUUUGUCCACCCAAGGGAACUAUAUCAACCUGCAAACCAAGCCCUCCUCCAGCUGGGCCUGCUGCUAAGAGCGUUUGGCUUGUUUUCCCUCCCAGUUCUACGAGGUCUUUCUUGUCCCUUCGGCUGCCCACCCAGCAGUUUUACUGAGUACAUUUCAGCUGCCCCCUCCCGACUGUCCAGUAAGGAGGGCCAUCAUCACUCAGUAAAGACACCUGGGACCGACGUGCAUUUCUGCCUCUUGUGCAAGUUGCCUCUCACUUGCUGUGGCCCAGUUAGUGCCUUCUGUACAAGAAAGUUUGUCUCAUCCCUCAGUUUGUGAUCUGGGAUUUCGUGGGAAGGAUUAGAAGUCAGCAGCUCUGGGUUUUGUUUGUUUUUAAAAGAGGUACUGGGGAUUGAACCCAGGACCUCAUGCAUGCUAAGCAUGUGCUCUACCACUGAGCUCUACCCACCGCCCUGCCACCAGCAGUUAUGUUUUAAGGAUCAUACUUCUCACCUGCCUUUGAGCAUAUUUUUCUGUUUGAUGUACAUUGAUAUCUCAGUCUAAUAGGCCUUCAGGUUGCAAGGAAAAUGAGAUCAAAGGUCAUUUCCCAAAUUCCUUGUAAGUCAUUGCUUGGACUUUGAAUUUAAACAUCUGAUUCUUAGAUGCAGAAGGAGUGGGACUGGAUAUCUAUGGGUUUGGGGCCACUGGAGGUAAACCAAAAAGUCACUGCAUUCUUUUAAGCUUCUAAAGUCAUAAUUAGGUUUCUCGUCUUGGUUUAAGAAUAGUCAGCCUUUUAAACUGUAUAUCUUGUGUGAUGAGGACAUUUCUUUCCCCAAAGAAAUUAAUUCUCACAUUAAGGUUUCCUAGUGUUGCUCUCCCAGUGGGAUGGGGGUGGAGUUUGCAGGUUUCUGGGUUGAGGUCUUGCUGCCUAAUGCCCUGAAAUAGGUCUGUUCUUCGCAGCUCCCAGAGUCUGAAUGGAAGAAGAGAGAGAGGUUAGCAGAACAAAAUCCUGUGGGGCAACUUGCUUAAGAGCACUUUGGGUAGCUAGCACUUAACAGCCAUAGGAAAUAAACAUUGUGUUUAUACCUUUGCCUGGAAGUGGAGAGUAGACAGAAAAUCAUUAGGUAAUUUAAGUGCUAAAUUGGGUGGAGUUUUUAGUAUCAAAUCACUUCUAGACAGUUUAAUUCGUUAAAUUCUCACAGGAUGGUGAUUUAUAACCAACCCAAAGUUAUGACUAUUCUUAGUGCCCUCAGAGGUAUAGAGUUCUUUGAGAGACACUUAUUUAUAUAAGUGUCCUAAGUCUGUGGUUCCCAAAUCUGACUGAUCAGAACCACCUGGGAAGUUUGUUUAAAAUUUAAAAAAUAAAAUGCUUUAAAAUUUCUGUUUCCCAGCCUCAAACCUACUGAAUCAAAAUGUCCAGGGGUGAAGCAUGGGAACUUGGUGGUGGUGGUUUUCAAAGCUCCCCAGGUGAUUCUGAUCAGCUUGGUUUGGAAGCCAUUGCUGGAGAACUUGGUAAGGAUACAGAGACCCAGGCUUUCUCUGUGGAAAUGAUCUGGGCUUCCAUAGGCUCUGUUAGCCCUCCAAAUGGUUUUGAUACACACCAGACUUUGAAACCCACUGUCCUAAGAGAGAGCAGAGGCCAGACAUCAAAAAGAGCCUUCAGUGGCUGGUUGGUUUUUAAUGCCAGUUAUAAAUUUUGCACAGUCUUUUGAGACAUUCAGGUUCUUUUUUGUAUUACCCUUUCCAGGUAGAGUUUUUAUUACAACGAUUCUGCAAAUAAUAGUGGAGUAACAAGUUCUCUGUGAAAAGAAAAUUGAUUUUAUAUUCAUUGGUUUGAACUCUUGCAAAAUCACAAAUAAAUGGGAAAUGCAUAUUAUA